GUGUACACUGCAGCGAGGGGUGAAAUUUUGCCAUAUUUUCAGUUUGGGGUGAAUUCCUGGUCACACGAGCCGCGUUGCCAAAUUUUAUCCAUCUCGCCAAUUUGUGAGUCUAUCCGUCACGAAUCAAGCACCGAACACUUUGCACACCUCGAUAUUGGGGGGAUUUUGGGAAAUUUUCCACUUGGAUGUGGAAAUCAGAGAGACUUUCUGUGGUGGAAAUCGUCCAAUGUGGUGAUUGGUGAAAAGGGCGAAGGGGAAGGCUAAGAACUCGGCAGAGUGCUGCAAAAUAAUUUUUAUUUAUUACUAUUUCUUGAAUAUGCAUUACAAUAUUUGCUUUUGAGAUGAUUGAAUUGUGAAAUUAUGAUUUAAACAAGUCAGGAAUUUUCAAAAUUCUUCGACUCAUUUCUAUAAUAAAUCAUUAAUUGCACUGCUGCCCAACCCUUUAACGCUCUUUUUCGAGCUUGAAUCUCUGAAAUCCACGAGUGAGCUUCCAAAAUGCGCAUAACAUAGUCACAUGGUCGAUGUGGGUGUGAGGAAGAAAGGAGCGUCGCGACGCUGGUAUGAUUGUGAAUGUUGUGAAUAUAUGGUGAAAUAUUUACCGACGGUGCGCGCCUGCGUCGAUAUUGUCAUGAUUUCAUUUACCAACUUCACCACACAUGCAGAAAUAUUUCCACAACAGGUCCGUCUCUCAUUUGUACACUGGGAGGCAUUAGAGCCUGGCAUCCUGCCCACUGAGAGCUUCUCAAGGCGACACGAAAACAGGAAUGGGAGUUUUCUUCAUUAAGGAAAACAGUAUGAACCACCCAACAUCCUGGUGAUUUUUUCUCCUCCAGUAGCUAGAAAAGAAAGAAAUUGUCUGGCCCUGAAGCGUCUCUUCCACGUCAAAUUGGCCCAAUUGUGUUAUUCGCCUCGUGCAUUCAGAAAAGGUUCCUACUUUUGCACCGAAAGCUUUCUAAAUUUGCAUGCUGGAACUUUAUAAAUUCAUUAGAAACAUCUAGUCCUUUCACUCCUUGUUCUGGUCACUAUUUCUAAAUAAGCGACUAUAUAUUUGUAGAUCUUGCAGACUAAAUGACGCCGGUAAUUAUAUAGAUUUUUCUGUUCUCUGAAAGAUAUCCUUUCAGCACGCAGACAAGCCAGCUGCUAAACUCACUAUAGGUGAAGUAUAUGUGAAGAGUUAAGCUGUGUACAUUUGCUUUUCGAAAACAUUAAUUUGCAAGGCUAAUUUAAACUCUUGAAAAUAUACAAAAAUUAUAGAGCCAAUUCAAGUGGCAUCACUACAACAUUUUCCAAGUUUACCAUUCUUAAAAUUCUAAGCAGGACUCAAGCACUGUGCAAAUCCCUUUUGCUUUGCACUGUAAAUCCCGAGAGAAAGCCAGUGGGCAGUGUGUGGGCCUCGCAAUAGGAAAAAAAAAUCAGCGUCAUGAAAGAGUUUGAAUUUGAAGGUCAGAGUAAUUUUGUGAAAUUAAGAAAAAUCAAUGCAUUUGCAGCGCUCUACUUUGGCCACUGUCGGCUCUCGCUCGCAAUCACAAUCACACGGUGGUAUUUCCUCAUGAACACAUUCAUUCAAUUACAUACAUGGGUCAUGCCACAGAAGUUAUGCAUGUACAGAAUCCUCAAUGACUAAUUGUGCAGAGGAAGUUUUCCACCUGAAAAUGAAUAUUUAAUUGGCAAUGCAGGUGAAAAAGUGCCCCGAUGUCUCGCCGCCGGCUGGGCCACGAGUACCGGCGAGUGCCUCGCGAGGAGGACACUUCGCGAGAUGCUGUCGAUGGCUUCACGGAGGCGCAAUUUGUAAUGCCACCACCGAAAAUUCCCUGGAAAGCCAUAAUUUUCUCCACUUUCCUGUGCAUUACCGGAGCGAUAUCCCUGGCCUUUGGUUUCCUGAUCGCCAUCGGGCAGAUUCACGAAAAGUACCUCGACCGUCAGCUACCGCUCUUCAUUCUCGGGUCGAUCAUGUUCAUUCCCGGCUCUUAUCACGUAGUUGUGGCGUUCAGAGCGUUUAGGAAUCAUCCAGGCUAUUCCUUCGAGGAUAUCCCCGACUUUGACUGAUAGCCAUCAUUUCAGAUUUUUCGACAACAAAGUAUUUUUGAAAUAAAAUAUAAAAUUUUA
Phlebotomus argentipes is the source of this 2106-nucleotide messenger RNA. Its product is annotated as transmembrane protein 230-like. NCBI's taxonomy places the organism in Eukaryota, Metazoa, Arthropoda, Insecta, Diptera, Psychodidae. Gene Ontology annotation, cellular component: endomembrane system. The record is from RefSeq and is a predicted model, not a curated record. The transcript has 2 exons. The coding region runs from base 1693 to 2046 and encodes 117 amino acids.